CAUAUGUUACUACCACUAUGAGCAUAGUACAACGUGGGGUGUGAAAGUAGCAACACACACACACACACGAUGAGAGGAAGAAGAAGAGAGAGAGCUGAGAAAACGUUUAAAACGACACACAGAUUCAGAAUUCAAUGAAAUUGAAUUGAAGAUCCAUCUUCAUAGUCAACUUGGUCUCACUCUCCCAACGCCAAAUUACCCUUUUGCCCUUCGCUCUUUGCCUUCUUUUCCUUUGACUCGGCCCUCUCUCUACGCCGCAAUGGACGCCGGCGAAGCCCUCUCCGACGAUCCGAAUGGGUCCAGGCCCAAUUCCGCCGCCGACGGAGCUCCGGCCACCGGCGGGGCGAGGUACAAGCUCAUGUCGCCGGCCAAGCUCCCGAUCUCGCGGUCGCCGUGCGUCACGAUUCCGCCGGGGCUCAGUCCGACGUCGUUUCUGGAGUCGCCGGUGCUGCUCUCCAACAUGAAGGUGGAACCUUCACCGACUACAGGAUCCCUUUCUAUGCUUCAUCAAACUGCACAUGGUUCCGUGACUUCUGCUGCAUCUGCUACAUUUCCUGUAACCACUGCAUGCUUCAAUAGCAAUACUGUUGAUGACAGAAAACCCAGCUUCUUUGAGUUUAAACCACACAGUAGAUCAAAUAUGGUUCCUGCAGACUCUGACAACCAUGCAAGUGAAAAAUCUACUCAAAUAGAUGGUCAAGGAAAAACUCAAGCUUUUGACUCAUCACCAUUUGUAAAAAAUGAGAUAGCAGACCCUUCAAAUGAAUUAAGUCUAUCAUCACCAGUUCAAAUGGUUAGCUCAGGAGCUGGUGCACGUGUUGAAGGUGAUUUGGAUGAAUUGAACCCUAGGAGCAACAUAGCAACUGGGCUUCAAGCAUCACAAGUUGACAAUAGGGGUAGUGGACUUUCAGCUGCAGCUGAUAGAGUAUCUGAUGAUGGAUAUAACUGGAGAAAAUAUGGGCAAAAACAUGUUAAAGGAAGUGAAUUUCCACGCAGUUAUUACAAAUGUACUCAUCCUAACUGUGAAGUUAAGAAACUAUUUGAACGCUCUCACGAUGGGCAAAUCACCGAAAUCAUUUAUAAGGGGACACAUGAUCAUCCUAAACCUCAACCUAACCGCCGUUACUCUUCUGGAACUAUGAUGUCUAUGCAAGAAGAGAGAUCUGAGAAAGCUUUGACUGGCCGAGAUGACAAAGGAUCCAAUAUAUGUGGCCAGAUGUCUCACCCAGCUGAUCCUGACAGUACUCCAGAGCUAUCCCCUGUAGCAACAAAUGAUGGUGAUCUAGAGGGUACAGGGUUUUUGUCAAACCGGAAUACUGAUGAGGUUGAUGAUGAUGAUCCCUUCUCAAAGCGAAGAAAAAUGGACCUUGGAAAUGCUGACAUCACUCCUGUGGUUAAGCCUAUCCGGGAGCCACGGGUUGUUGUGCAAACACUAAGUGAGGUUGAUAUAUUGGAUGAUGGUUACCGCUGGCGCAAGUAUGGGCAGAAGGUGGUGAGAGGCAAUCCUAACCCUAGGAGUUAUUACAAAUGCACGAACUCAGGUUGCCCCGUCAGAAAACAUGUGGAGAGGGCAUCUCAUGAUCCAAAAGCUGUAAUUACCACAUAUGAGGGGAAACACAAUCAUGAUGUACCAACUGCAAGGAAUAGUUGCCAUGACAUGGCAAGACCAGCAAGUGCAGGUGGACAGACAAGAACCAGGCCAGAAGAAAGUGAUACCAUCAGCCUUGACCUUGGGAUGGGAAUCAGUCCAACUGCAGAAAACACAUCAAACAACCAAGGCAGAAUGAUGCUUUCUGAAUUUGGGGGCAACCAAACUCACCCCAGCAAUUCCAAUUUCAAGUUUGUUCAUACUACUACGGCGCCGGCAUACUUUGGUGUUCUAAGUAACAACUCUAAUCCAUAUGGUUCUAGAGAAAAUACAAGUGAUAGUCCAUCUUUAAACCAUUCUGCUUAUCCUUGCCCGCAGAACAUGGGGAGAAUACUAAUGGGUCCUUAAAAUUGUUUGCACAUCACAAAUAAAAUGAGUUACAUUUUGCCUUUUCUUUUUUGGCGGGUAAAGCUUUAAAGGCAUAGCUCCUCAUUUUCUCUUUGGAAAUGCUGAUAGUUUAUGUUCAUAUCCUUGUAUGAUGGGAGCUGCUCUUUGGUAGAAUUAGUAGUAGCUGUGUCCCUUCAGGUUGACUCUCAAGGCUAAUCGCUGUUUGUAAAAUUAUAUACAGAUUCUUCUGUACAAAUAUGAAGCUUAUAUCAAAGUUGCUUCAACAAAAACCCUUGUAAAAGUGUCUGGAUUCAAGUAUUUAUAAGUAGCUUCUAGCCUGUUCCUGAACCCUUGGAUUUUAUUCCAUAGGAUUACUGUAAAUUCAUGAUAGCCAAGUUCCUCAGCCUUGGUUACUAGGCAAACAUACUCUGCAUGUACACGUUUGAUUUAUUGGGUUUGAUAUUAGUGAAAUUGGAAGGCAAGAGUUAACACUGAA
Molecule: messenger RNA, 2471 nt
Organism: Cajanus cajan (pigeon pea)
Lineage: Eukaryota; Viridiplantae; Streptophyta; Magnoliopsida; Fabales; Fabaceae
Product: putative WRKY transcription factor 20
Biological process (GO): regulation of DNA-templated transcription
Molecular function (GO): DNA-binding transcription factor activity; sequence-specific DNA binding
Source: RefSeq, a predicted model, not a curated record